AUGUAUGGAUCCCAUCCAUAUUCCACACCUGGUCAACAAAGCUCCGGGCCUUCACAGCCAGAAUGGCGUCGGCCGGCUCCUACGCAGUCGUCAUGGCGUCCCAGCACUGUAUCUCCACCGCCGCCUCCUCCACCCCCCAAUCCCGCAGUAUCAGCACCUUCAUACAACCCGAAUACCUAUGGAUCCAUGACUAGUGCUCCGGGACCGAGUAUCUCUCCCAGCGUAUCGCCGCUUUCUGGUUUCUCUCAGGCAGUUGAUACAACCUCGUGGGGUCCUCGUCCUUCGAGCACAACCGGCCAGUCUUACUCCAGCGCACCACCUCCGACGAUAAGCCCGAUCGAAACCCAUCAGUCUUUCUCGACGCCUCCAGGAUAUGGGCCUCCGGCGACUGCCCCUGUAACGCAUCAACAAUGGAUGACGAACGCUCCAUAUGGUUCUCAGCAGUCUUUCAGUCCUGCACCACAACCACCUCCUCCGCCUCCACUUCCACCAGGGUACGCUCAUGCAGUAUCACAGCCUGUCACUCAGCCGCUGCAGCAACCCCCACCACCCGCAUAUUCAACGUCCAUCACCAGCCAGCCAGUCAGUUCGCAAUAUGAUAUUCCCCCACAAAGCGCCCCAGUCCCCCCUACAGUCAACCUGAGUCCUUAUCCUCCGCCUCCGGAGCAACCUCCAGCGGCCACUGCGCCCAGCACACUGCCAACAACAGCCCCGCCUGUUCCUCCUAAAAUGAGCCCUCUCGUAGUCGCCACUGGAGCCUCUGCGUUGGGAUCUGGAGGCCCCUCUGAUUGGGAGCAUCUCUCACCCGUUCCGGGAGACGUUGAUGAUGUUGCGACCUUUGAGCCCCGCCGAGACCCGGCUCAUUCACGGACUUAUUCUGAACUCCCGACCAGUUCACCCGUGGCCCCGGCGGACACCGCCUCUGUCAGUCCGUCCACUACAGCUACGCCGCUUCCAAAUGUCUCGCCCCCAACGCAGCAUGCACAUAUGCAGGGUAAUGGAGCACCGUCGGACCAGUUCAGGCAAUCUCCAGUCAGCCCCAGUACAUCGCUAGGGUACCAAGAACCGCCUCCCCCGGUAAGGGUGGACACUAUGGAGUCUAAAUACAGCACCGCCUCAGGCACUGGUACUUCGGAAAGUAUCGACAAAGUUAUCGAAGCUUGGAAGCGUCCUGUUUCUCCCGAUAAACAACCCACACUUGGCCAAGGCACCGAUCAUUCUGAUGUGGAAACGAAGCCUUCAACUCCUUUAGAAGGACCGAGUCCUCUUGACGUAUCUAAACAAAAGCCGGACGGUCCAUCAGAGCAGACGGAUGGCGCUACAAACGAAAUAACGUCAAGCUCAGACGGCGUCACCAAUAAAGACGAGAACAAGGCGGCAUAUCAACGCAAGGCGCCGGAUCCCUUCGAAGACUUGGACCCUUGGUCCAAAUCCUCGUUAGAGCGUUACGUUGCAAUAUUGCGAAAGGAAGCCGUAGCGGAUUCCGAUGAAGAGCGCUAUAAAAUAUUCACGGCUUUCAUGGCGAAAGAAACCAAACUGCGUGAGAUUUUGUACAAUGUCGAUCAUGAUCAAAAGAGCGAUGAGCCUUCUACCGACAAACCCACCCCAGUUCAAGAAUCGCCGCAGCCUAAGGCCAACGAACCCGAGAAGAUUGAUUCUCCGAUUGAAUCCGGACUGAUACCCGUGGAAACGGAGGGCUAUUUUGGAUCGACCGACGUGCCAGAAGAAACGGAAGAUGGCAAAUAUAGCCCAGGCGGACGUCCUAUCCUGCCCAGGUUGCAUACACCUAUUAGCGCGACGAGUUUGCAGAGAUCUUCUUCCGUCGCCGUGGGCACCAAACACAGCCACGGACUCUCAGGGCAAAUUCAGUUGUCUCGACCGACUUCAGUGCCACCCACAAUGAGCGACGCGAUGCGUAAACAGAGUUUGUCUCCUUUGACGACCAAUCCUCCCAAUGCCAUCUAUACACCUUUCCGUUACGCAGAAGGCCCGCAGCGAGGCUCCGACAACCUUAUCUUUGACCGCCCUGCAUACCAAGCCUACUCAGCCCUACGACAGGCCUCUGCAGAAAGUGGUAGAAUGAUGUCAAAUGCCCCAGCCCCGGCGCCUACUGAACGACCAGGUUCUGUUGCUCCGUCAACAACAAAGGAAGAGGAUGAUGAGACCUUUGUUGGGCUCAUCAGGGAAAAGAGCGUUGCCUAUAGGAAUAAGUCUUCGCGCCGUAUCUCAUCACCGCCUCCACCUUUGCCCGCUGCCCUUCGGCAGGGAAAACCGGCUGGAUCUAUUGACGAGUUGCGAUCCAUGGUUUCCUCCCCUUUAGCCAAGCAGUCGGAAAGCGCAUGGCAUAUCACAACCAAACAAGACCUUGAGAAGUAUCCCAAUGACUUCACUUACAUCAGAGAGGCGGGAACCUCUUGGGAGUCCGCGAAUAAAUCUCGACGGGAACAGCUUGACAAGGAGCGCAUGCGACGCCAAGAGGAGUCGGAAGAGCAUGUUGAUGCGUUGUUCAACGAAAAGGAAAUCGGAUAUGCGGAUAUCAACGUACUGGAGGAAGAAUUUCGUCAAACAGAGGCUCGUGUGCAGCUGAAUGAAGAGAGGGAAGAAGUCGACGACUUCGUAAAAACCGUGUUCAAGCCUCUGGAAACACGUCUGACGGAAGAGAUCUCGGCACUUCAGGACCUCUAUGAGUCGGCACUCAGCCAGCUCAACCUUGAAAACAGCAGAAUUCAAGAUUCAGAGCGGGAUAAGUAUAACUUGUCCCACACGAUGAAACUGGUCAACGACAUAUAUCGACGACUUGAACUGCGCUAUCACAAACGUCUUCAGAUCGCAUUGGACCUCGAGCGCCGGAGAAAGAAAGCUGAACGACGACCCCUCGUUUUCAUGGGCGACUCGGCAGAGCUGAAAAAGGUAGACGCCGACUUCGACCAAAUGGAGAAGCAGAACAUCCUAAGAGCGGCCAGAGAUCGUGAUGAGAGGGCCAAUCGAUUGAUGGACGCCUUUGAUGAAGCUAUCAUCCACGGUUUAGGCGAGAACCAAAGUCUUCUCGAUGAGAUUUUGGCCAAAGUUUCGAAAAUCGACCUGGCGGCGAUUCGUUCCUCCGGUAUGGCCGACUCCGAAGUUGAGCAAAUGUUCAAAUCGGUGCAGUACUCUGUCGAUUCGCUGCGUCAGGACUCUGAAAACAUCCUGCGCUAUUUUGGACUGGCGGAUGCCGCACUCAACGAAGCCGACUACCAGGUUUCCGUGGCGGAGGCUCGAUGCUCGGGUGCUGACGCCGACGUGUUCCGCCGGUUAGACGAGGAGAAAAAGAAGGAGGAUGCGAAGAUCCAGAACGAUCUCAAAUCCAAGAUCGCCAGUGUGCGCGCAGGGCCGGCGAAGAUUCUAGCUACCAUGAACGACCUGCUGAAAUGCCUGGGCAAAGCGCCUAUAUUUGAAGAGCCAGCACCGAUAGAGCCUCUGCCUGCCGGCCAAUCUGUCGGUGCCCUGCUCCCCGGCCCUCGGCCGCCUACAGCCAAUAUUAAGUCAAAGAGCUCCGAGGAAGAUCCGGAACAUCAGGAGCGACUUCGAAGGGCGUUGGAGAAUGCCAAGAAGAGAAACGCUGCCAGAGUCAAUCCUCCGCCAUAG
Molecule: messenger RNA, 3624 nt
Organism: Aspergillus terreus NIH2624
Lineage: Eukaryota; Fungi; Ascomycota; Eurotiomycetes; Eurotiales; Aspergillaceae
Exons: 2
Coding region: 1-3624 (1207 amino acids)
Source: RefSeq, a predicted model, not a curated record